Trichomycterus rosablanca is the source of this 813-nucleotide messenger RNA. RefSeq names its product SIX homeobox 9 (gene six9). The record is from RefSeq and is a predicted model, not a curated record. The coding region runs from base 19 to 813 and encodes 264 amino acids. The transcript is spliced from 3 exons. Gene Ontology annotation, molecular function: DNA-binding transcription factor activity, RNA polymerase II-specific; RNA polymerase II cis-regulatory region sequence-specific DNA binding. Gene Ontology annotation, biological process: regulation of skeletal muscle cell proliferation; regulation of transcription by RNA polymerase II; skeletal muscle fiber development. Lineage: Eukaryota; Metazoa; Chordata; Actinopteri; Siluriformes; Trichomycteridae. Gene Ontology annotation, cellular component: nucleus; transcription regulator complex.
CUCCUCUAGCUGUGCACAAUGGCAAUGGGCUUCUCCCAAGACCAGGUUGCCUGUGUAUGUGAAGUUCUUCUCCAAAGUGGCUGUAUUGACCGUUUAUCAUCCUUCCUUUGCUCCCUACCCUCCAUCUCCACCUGCUCUUCUUCCUCAUACCUGAGUGCACAGCAGAGCAUGGAGAGUGUUCUGAAGGCAAGGGCAGCAGUGGUUUUCCAUCAGGGUCACUUCAAUGAACUAUACGAGCUUAUCGAGGGGAACAUGUUCUCUCCACGCAGCCACUCGCUUCUUCAGCAGCUCUGGCUCCGGGCCCGCUACCUGGAGGCUGAGCUACAGCGAGGGCGCCCUCUUGGAGCUGUGGGCAAAUACAGAGUGCGUCGCAAGUUCCCACUGCCUCGGACUAUCUGGGACGGAGAGGAAACCAGCUACUGCUUUAAGGAGAAGUCUCGCAGUUUGCUGAGAGAGUGGUACUGUCGGAAGCCUUACCCAUCACCCCGGGAGAAACGAGAUUUAGCAUCAGCAACCGGUCUCACACCCACUCAGGUCAGCAACUGGUUCAAGAACCGACGGCAGAGAGACAGAGCUGCCCAGGGCCGCAAAGAUCAAACAGAAGACGACACAGCCGAGCAGUUGUUGCUCUCCGACAGAGCACCUAGAGGUUCAUUCCACAGGUCUGAUGAUGACCUUUCACCACCUCCGAGCCCCAGCACACUGUUACCCUGCUGUCAGCUCUCAUUAAACCAGCCACCCCCUCUCAGACACCUGGGACCUGUGAACUAUUUUGCCUGUUCAGGGGUGCUGGCGAUGCCGUCAAAUAUUUAG